This is a messenger RNA of Pocillopora damicornis (cauliflower coral), 726 nucleotides long. Its product is annotated as DNA/RNA-binding protein KIN17. Gene Ontology annotation, biological process: DNA damage response; DNA replication. The record is from RefSeq and is a predicted model, not a curated record. Gene Ontology annotation, cellular component: nucleus. Gene Ontology annotation, molecular function: double-stranded DNA binding. NCBI's taxonomy places the organism in Eukaryota, Metazoa, Cnidaria, Anthozoa, Scleractinia, Pocilloporidae.
AACAUGGCGGACGGAUGAUGUGAACAUGUGAACGUUUGAGUUGUAAAGAGCAGGUCAUCUUAAUAAUUUUGUAGAUUAAAACUCCCAGCAUGGGCAAAGAAAAGGCAGGAGCAUUAACACCAAAAGCCAUAUCGAAUAGGAUUAAAGCUAAAGGUUUGCAGAAGCUGCGAUGGUAUUGUCAAAUGUGUCAGAAACAAUGCCGAGAUGAGAAUGGAUUCAAGUGCCACACUAUGUCGGAAUCACACCAACGCCAGCUUCUGCUAUUAGCAGAAGAUGUCGACAAGUACAUGGAUACUUUCUCCAAGGAGUUCCAAGAUACUUUUCUAAAGCUUUUGAAGAGACAGUUUGGAACUCGUAGAGUGAGGGCUAAUCAAGUUUAUCAGGAUUACAUCAGUGACAGGCAUCAUACUCACAUGAAUGCAACUCAGUGGGAAACUCUAACUGAAUUUGUAAAGUGGCUGGGGAAGGAAGGACACUGCAAGGUAGAUGAAACAGAAAAAGGGUGGUUUAUUGCAUACAUCGACAGGGAUCCUGACACCAUAGAGAGGCAAAAGGCAGCUGCGGCUAAAGAAAAGAUGGAGAUGGAUGAUGAGGAAAGACGAACUAAGCUUCUUGAAAGGCAAAUUGAAAGAGAAAGAGCAAGGAAAGUAGAUGAGCCAGAACCAGUCUUCACAGAGCUCAAACGAGACAAGGAAGAAGAAAAAGGUUUGCCAGAUUGAUUGUCAG